Molecule: messenger RNA, 1599 nt
Organism: Phytophthora sojae
Lineage: Eukaryota; Oomycota; Peronosporomycetes; Peronosporales; Peronosporaceae
Exons: 7
Source: RefSeq, a predicted model, not a curated record
GAAUCGCACACAGUGCAAACGGCCAUUUGGAAUCCGACGCGGACACGCUUGCGGAGCUUGAUUCUUGCAAACGGCCAUUUGGAAUCCGACGCGGACACGCUUGCGGAGCUUGCUUCUACGCCGCCAAAGAUCCGAACUGUGGUCACCGUGACCUCAAUAGGCGGCUACGCGGUGGAGGACCGUGACGCAAAAAGAGCUGUAUUUGACAGGUUGCAGACCGAGUUGGCGCAAUCGCGCACGCUGGUCAACAACGCAGCGCCACGGAUGGACGCCCUUCGCUUGGAUGCGUCCAAAGUUCGUGAGGACGCAGAAGCAGCACGACGAGAAGCGGCGGCGGCGUCGAAGACGGCGCAAGACGGUGCGACAGCGUUAUCGGAUCUCGCACAGCGGCAUAAGGUGGCUGGGAAGCGACUGGAGGAGUUGGAGAGGAAAAUCACUCGGCUGACUCAGCAUAACACCGUUCUACGGCGUGAGAACGUCGACUUCAAGAAUAGCUUGGAACAUCGUCAGGCUGAUCUCGCAACAGCUCAGGAUCGCGCAGUGGCUGCAGAACGAGAGCGAGCGGAGGCCUCCCUCGCUCGCGACGACUUGCAGGCGGAGCUAGAUGCGAGUCGACAGUCGCUGCUGAAGGAGCAGGCUUCUUCUGCUGAUAUCCACAGCAAAAUAGCGGAGCGUGAGGAACACCUCGGAGCGUUGCGCAACUUGAUCAAUCUGGUACCUGCGCCGACUCCGCAACCUGAGGUGGAACGAUGCGUGGCGUCGGCCUCUUCCAGUUCGUCUCUUGCCACACUGGCGUCAACGGCCAUGAGCCUUGUCUCCUCUGAUCCUCCAGCGCGAACAUCUUCGCAGCAGCUCCCGUCUGGCUCGGCAAAGCGAAGUGGAGAUCUCUCUUCUGAUCCAACGUCACAGUCGAAGCGUGCAAAGCGCGCCGUUGCGACUACCGAGGGAGCGCCAGCUGAGUUGGCUUCCUCUACGGCGAUGCCCAAAGACAUCACUUCGAAGUUCUUACCACACGACUGGCUGCUACCCGCCGGGCCACAAACCUCGGUCGAAGCUUUAUACAAAGCGAGUCCCUGGAAGAUCUUCCUGGAUAACAUGCCCGACCCAGUCUCGUUCGACAUUGGAGAUCCCCGCUUCCAACCUCUUCUGACCAUCAUCCGCGAUGUGCUGACUCGGAACGAUAAUCGUGGCGCGCUUGUGUUCUGGGAAAUUACCCACUCCAUCGAGAUUUCCAUUUCCAAGGCCAGCGCUGAGUCUUGGGAGGUGAAGUUCACUUCGGAUCGUAAGAAUCGGAGAUCCCACUUUGUGAAGAUGCUGCUGCCGGUGUUCGAAGAGGUGGCCCGCCUGUGCAAGGCUCAUGUGUGCGACUUGGACAUUCUCCUGGAGCCGUUCUUCCUGCCGCUGAUCGCAACGUACCCGUGGUUCCCUAAGGGAGCUUCUGGUGCCUCUGGAGAUCUGUUACACGUCUUACGAACAACCGACGAGGCGGAGCCGUGGCGCCUGUUCUACUGGAACGCUCGUGCCAAACACCCAUCGAUGAACGGACCCAUCCACACGCGCCUUCGGGGCAAGUUCAAGGCGACCUCGUCAAUCGCCUAG